UGGGGGCGGGACCAUUUAGCUCUAAACCUAUUGGUUGCUCUCGGCUGACGUACAUUCCAAUCACAUGUGCCGUUCACCGGGCUGUGCGUGAUUGACAGUGCUCUGCCGAUGACACGAAUAACAAGCGACUUUCGCGGUUGAUUUUGAUUUCCAUUUUCUGGAACCAUGGCUGGGAGACAGGAGGAGUUACUUGCACGGCUACAGUCAAGACUCCAGCAAGCACUUUCCAGGCAGCCUCUUGAUUUAGACUUCCUAGAGUUUGUCUGCUGCAACAAAUUAGUUUUAUUUCAAUCUUUUGCUGAUCAGAUCCACAUAGACAAUGAUAUUUUGCAGCAGUUAAACUAUUUGUUGGAGCUGGUCCAUGCGGCAAUUGUGAACAGUCCAACUGAAUCACAUUUUGACACAGCUGUGGGUUUGAAGGGAAAACCCAGAAUGAUAAUCCAGAAAGAUCAGCUGCAACAUUUGUUAGAUUCACAAUUCUCUGUACCAUACCAUGCAUAGCUCAGUUUUUAGGUGUAUCACCAAGAACUAUUUUUCGAAGGAUGGCAGAGUAUGGGCUGAGCGUGAGAGGAUUCUACAGCACCAUGACUGACGCAGAGCUCGAUAAUAUGGUCAGAGCUAUUAAAACACAGAUGCCCAAUGCAGGGUACAGGAGUGUAAAGGGACAGCUCAUGGCAAUGGGUAACCGUGUUCAAUGGGAGAGGAUUACAGACUCAAUGCAUCGUCUCGAUGCAGCUAGAAAUCCUGUCCCGACUUGCAAGGCUUGGCUGCACUGUACGAAGAUCAUACUCGGUACGAGGUCCCCUUGCAUUGGUGCACAUUGACACAAACCAUAAACUCAUCAGGUACAACCUGGUAAUAUUUGGUGGAGUUGAUGGAUUUUCCAGAAAGGUCCUGUACUUGGAUGCAGCAACCAACAACCGUGCCAAUACAGCAUUCUCCUUUUUCCUUGAGGCCACUCGGUUACAUGGUGUUCCAUCAAGGGUUCGUGGAGAUCAAGGCGUUGAAAAUGUGGACAUUGCCCAUUUCAUGUUCGAGAGACGUGGAACCGGUCGAGCUAGCUUUAUCUCGGGAAAGAGUGUACACAAUCAAAGGAUUGAACGGAUGUGGCGAGAUGUGUGGAUGGCUGUGACUUGCAUCUUUUAUGAUGUGCUUCACACGCUCGAGGAAGAUGGUGUUUUGGACAUAGCAAACAUAAUGCACCUUUUCUGCGUGCAUUAUGUCUUCCUGCCUUGCCUUCGACUAGCACUACAGGUCUUUGUAGCUGGCUGGAAUCACCAUCCCCUCAGAACGGAGAGAAACCACACCCCAGAGCAGCUGUGGCAGAUGGGACACCUCAACACUCCACAAGACAGUGAAAAUCUUGAGGACCUGCAAAAUCGAGAACUGGACAGGGAGGGUUCCCUGAUGACCCCAGAGGCCACUGUCGGAGGAGUUCAGGUCCCGGAAUUUCAACCGCCUCUGCCUGCUGAAGAUCUGGUAGUACUUCAGUCGGCAAUCGACCCUUUAAUUGAUUCAGAUUCAAAUGGUUAUGACCUUUAUAUACAGGUGUUAGAAUAUGUUAAACACACGCUUCAACACCCCAUUGAUUAGGUAGUUCUGGGUCCAACUAACACAGAGAACUCAAGCCUGCAUCACACCAGGUCGUUCAACCUAGCUUUUUUUUGUUGCUAUUAUUUACAGAUAUAAGUGGGAGGUGAUCUCCAUUGUGCAAUUACUUGCUGGAAUUCGUCAACUUUUUCAAACAGAACAGCAGGGAUUCUUGUAUUGUGGAAUAAAAUGCUGAACUCAAAAAGACCACUGCAAUGCUUUUCAUUUUUACAGCAUAUUGAAACGCAAGAAAAGAUCCAACACACUAAUUGGCUAUUCACAAUGAACAAUCUGGAUUCAAAGCAAAACAAUCAAUAAAUAAGUUUAAAGAAAUUCGCUUCGGAUCGGCAGUCAUAGUCUCUCGCAAAUUAAAAAAAGACGCUCUUCCACAUAAAAUGAACUUAGUUGGCAAGAAUUCAAAUAGUAAACAUGCUGCAAGUUUAGGCACAGCAUCAUUCAUACCACACAAUACUCUGCAUGCUAACAGAGAGAACCACUACAUAACAAAAAAUCUGAAAGCUUAUUUAGAAUAAAAUUCACAUUUCCAUACAACAAACACAGGCGCUGCCGUCUGUACACAAAGCAAAUAGGCCUCCAACUCGACUGUUCCAACCUAGCUCUUGAAGAGCUUUGCAAUUCUAACAUGAAGAUGUAUUAACCUCAUCAAUCCAAUAACGGUGUAAAGAUGCUUGAACUCAUCAACAUUUAACAAGAACAUUCUGCAAGGACCAGCAGCAUUAUACAAGUCCAAAUCCCGUAUCCCACGUCCCGAUGGAUGCCUCAAGAGCUUGUUUAAAAUCGUCAUAAGUUGAGAGGUGGCCAGGGAUGCGGAGGCACAUGUAACAGGUGGAGGAUUUGGGGAACUGCCCACGCACAACCUCCACUUUCAGCAUCCCAGAUAACACUUCCCACCCAGUCCAAAACCGGAGUAGGUUUAAGCGAGACACUGCUGGAGCUACAAAAAAAGAGUUUUAAUUAGUAUAAAUAAUUAAGGAACAAAGACAGGAACAUAUAUUUUUACUGCUGUGAAAUGGUAGGUCAUACAAACAAAAUUGUAGCCUUAAGCCGUGGGCUAUUCUAAAAAUACUGUCAUCAUUCUUUGACGUACAUACAAUACGAUACAUACAAUAUAGAAUACAAUUACUCACCUGUCUCCCAGCCAUGGUUCCAGAAAAUGGAAAUCAAAAUCAACCGCGAAGGUCUCUUGUUAUUCGUGUCAUCGGCAGAGCACUGUCAAU
Molecule: messenger RNA, 2828 nt
Organism: Gadus chalcogrammus (walleye pollock)
Lineage: Eukaryota; Metazoa; Chordata; Actinopteri; Gadiformes; Gadidae
Exons: 7
Coding region: 730-1593 (287 amino acids)
Biological process (GO): DNA integration
Molecular function (GO): nucleic acid binding
Source: RefSeq, a predicted model, not a curated record